UUCCGCCGUAAGCACGUGUUUACAAAUAAUAUCCGUACAAGUCUAUUGGUGAAAAUCAGGUACGGUGUUGGCUACUCGAGGCACCUAACUUUGAAUAAUUUCCCGGUAAAUUAUUGUAACAAGACGAGCGAUGGAAAGCAGAAAAUAUUCAAUUAGUGUUAAAGAGGAGCCGCAUGACAAUUGUGAAGAUGUAGUCAACGAGUGUGUCGAUCCGCGGGUCUCAGUGAAAACCGAAAAAUCUGAUGAAUCGUCGUUGAAUGAAUCGUCGGAGAAGAAUAUUCUGAUCGAUUUCGAGUGCCAAAAUGUAAAACUUGAACGUAAGCCCUCAUUGACGACCAUCUGCCAACCUACUGCAAAAAUAGAAAUUCCAACAAAUGACUUGAACCAAGAAAGGCUAAUUAUUUUAAUUAAAAAAGGAUUCAAUUACGAUAAUAACCGUCGGUUUAACACGCGAGAAAAAGCGAGUUUGACAAGACAAAUAAAAGCGACAUACAAAGGCGUUGGACCAUCUGAAUGUGAAAUUCGUCACAAAUCAUUUGUAUACCCGAGUAAUCUUAAACAGCACAUGAAGCAAGGACAUAAUAAGAGACCCUUCCAGUGUGAAAUUUGUCAAAGACCAUUUAGACAAAAAGGUCAUCUCAAUGUUCACAUAAAUUCAGUACAUAAUGGUAUCAAGCCCUUUGAAUGUGACAUUUGCCACCAAUCAUAUGGUCGCAAGGUAACGCUCAAACGUCACAUAAGUACAGUACAUAAUCGGAGCAAACCUUUUGAGUGUGAGAUUUGUCACAAAUCGUUUGGAGAAAAGAGUAACUUCAAUAGACACAUACAUUUAGUACAUAAUCACAGCAAACUUUUCGAGUGUGAUAUUUGUCAAAAAUCAUUUUCAUCCAAGACUUACGUCGAUAUUCACAUUGAUUCAGUACAUAAUGGUAACAAAUCACACGAGUGUGAAAUUUGUUACAAAUCAUUUGGAUACAAGGGUAAUCUUAAAAGUCACAUGAAUACAGUUCAUGGUCGGAGCAAACCCUUUGAAUGUGGUCAAUGUCACAAGUCAUAUGGACAAAAAGGUGACCUCAAGCGACACAUAAGUGUGGUACAUGAUCAAAGUAAACCCUUUGAGUGUGAUAUUUGUCAAAAAUCAUUUGGACGAAAAACUGCCCUCAAUCGUCACAAAAAUGAAGUACAUGUUCGGAGCAAACCCUUCGAAUGUGAUAUUUGUCAAAAAUCAUUUGGACGAAAAAGUGACCUCAAGCAGCACGUAAGUGUGGUACAUACUCGGAGCAAACUUUUCGAGUGUACUUUUUGUCAAAAAUCAUUUGGACGAAAAAGUAACCUCAAGCGACACAUUAGUAAGUGUGGUACAUAGUCGGAGCAAAUUUUCGAGUGUGAUAUUCGCCACAAAUCAUUUGGAUAUCAGAGACUCUUAAAUAUCACAUAAAUGUAGUACAUAAUCAUAACAAACCCUUUGAAUAUGAUAUUUGCCACAAGUUAUUGGACAAAAAAGUACACUCGAAUUUCACAUCAGUUUGGUACAUGAUAUUGUCACAAAUCAUUUGGAUACCUGAAUUUACUCAAAUCGAACAUAAAAGCAGUUCAUAAACGGAACAAACCCUUUGAAUUCAACUUGUGUCACAAAUCAUUUGAAUAAAAGAAUAUACUCAAAAGGCACACUAUGAAAGUACAUAAUCAAAGCCAACCUUAGAAUUAUGGAAUUUAUUGAAAACAUUUGAACGCAAUGAAGAAUUUUGUAAUCAAACGGGUUAUAACACUACGUUAUUUUAGACAACCUUUCUCAUGAAGAAUAAAGCU
Messenger RNA from Trichogramma pretiosum, 1809 nucleotides. RefSeq names its product zinc finger protein OZF-like. NCBI's taxonomy places the organism in Eukaryota, Metazoa, Arthropoda, Insecta, Hymenoptera, Trichogrammatidae. The transcript has 3 exons. The record is from RefSeq and is a predicted model, not a curated record. Bases 131 to 1366 code for a protein of 411 amino acids. Gene Ontology annotation, cellular component: nucleus.